Messenger RNA from Stereum hirsutum FP-91666 SS1, 1497 nucleotides. RefSeq lists its product as uncharacterized. Gene Ontology annotation, biological process: actin cortical patch localization; endocytosis; actin filament organization. The transcript is spliced from 4 exons. The record is from RefSeq and is a predicted model, not a curated record. The coding region runs from base 1 to 1497 and encodes 498 amino acids. Lineage: Eukaryota; Fungi; Basidiomycota; Agaricomycetes; Russulales; Stereaceae. Gene Ontology annotation, cellular component: actin cortical patch.
AUGUCGUCGAAACGUCCAAAAUUCGGCCUGCGGGCACUGACGUCCAAACUCUCUGAAUUCAAUCACAAACAGCCGACGCCGCCAAGACCAAAACAUGCGCAUCACAGUACCUCGCGGAACCGCGUAAUUCCCCCCGAAGAGGACAUGAGACGGUUGUUCCAGGAGUGCAAGUUCGCAAAGGGGAACGCCGCGCUGCUCUCCGAAGCACUCACAUUCGCGAAGCCGGAGGAUUUGCAGUCGAAGGAGAUCAUCAAGGAGUUUCACACAAAAUGUAGACACUCGCAUGAGCUCGUCUCCGCGCAGAUACCUUGGGCGACCGCGAAUGCGGACCGGUCGCGACAGAGCAGAGAACAACAGCGUACGCAGCGGAAACGCGAUAGGGACAGAGACAGAGAUCGCGAUAGGGAUCGGGAGCGAGGUAAAGAGCGCGAACGGGAGUCGCCUACGGACCCUGCGGGUCAGAAACCGCGAAUUAAGCCAGAAUCUGGGCGGAGGGAUAAGGAGGGCAGCAGGAAGGGGGGCGAGUCGAGGAGCGAGACGCCGUCGCCGGCGGAGUUGACGCUGGAGGAACAGUUGCUCGCGGCGCUGUUGGAGGCGAACGAGGAGUUGACGGCGGUGUUGAGGAUGUAUGAUGAUAUCGAACGGAUCGGGAUCGAGAAUGAGCUGCAGGAACGAAGUAGGAGGGAGGUCAGGAUGGAUAAGUCGAAUAUGGUUUAUGAUGAACGAGACGGCACGUAUACCAGACUAGAAGUCCCGUCAAAUAUGGUCGGAUCCUCAUCACAUAGUCCUUCUCCCUCGCCUUCACCCUCACCUUCCCCCGUUCCGCCAUCACUCAUACCCUCCAUCCAACCGCAUCCUCUACCCCCAAUACCUAACUAUGCCCACGCCGGCUCGGGCACCUUCACGGGAAAUGGUGGCGGCGGGAUCCACUCCUCGCCCUCACUCGCACCGCCGCCACCUGCACCGCACGGCCCCCGCUCGCCGUCCCAUGCACUGCGCUCUCGAUCGCAUACACCGUCUCCUGAGCGGCCACCGGUCAUCGUCGGCGGAAUCACGGCAGGCCAGAGCGCGGGACACGCGAGCUGGGACGCGUUGAGCAAUGGGUUGAGGCGGUUGAAUGUGAAGGGGUCGGCGCAAGGGCAAGGGCAUCAGACGACGUUGCAGGUUCACAAUUAUAACUCGUCGGCGUCGGAUGAGGAUAUGAUCGUGACGCCGGUGAAGCCUAGUGCGAAGGCGCUCGGGAAGAGGAAGGUGGUCGAGCCGAUUGAACACGAACGCGAUUUCAAUCCGGACGAGAUGUUCUACGAACGCACAGAUCACGACCUUGGCGUCCGUCCGGACGAUAGUGACUCUGAUUCAGACGACGGGAGAGGAUACCAUCAUCAUCAUCAUCAUCCGCCGCCGGUGCGUUAUGUGUACGAUGCAGUGGCGGAGCGGACGGCGCAGCGUCUGCGGGAAGCAGAACGAGCGGCGGCGCUGGUGAACGGAGUGCAUUAA